UCAUUGUCGGGAGAAGUUUCGGCGAGUAUGGGGUAAAAAUCAGGCCGGUAGUGAGUGGCUGGGCGUGCACACUGGGACACCUACUGUAGCACUGAGUGAGUGAGUGAGGGGGGCAUGUACUCCACCCUUGCAUGAAAGGAAAGGAAGGGAAAGGGCGCCUCUCACAUUUGCCUCUUGGUCUCCAAGUCUCCAAGUUUCUCUCGGCAGCUGAGCCAUCAGUGAAUCAUGUGGGUGUGAGAAAGACGUCUGGCUCCACUUCCAUUAAGUGCAAGAUGGGGAAUUCAGACAGCCAGUAUAACCUGCAGGGAACUAAAGGCAACAACACUGAGGGGAAGUCAACACCUGUUAGCAGGCAGAAGACAUGUGCCCUCAAAAUUCGAAGCGUCCAUGUUAAGGAUGAAAAAUCUCGGUCUUCUUUUGGUUGGGGUCAUGGUGGCAACAGCAUAAGUUAUAAAGCAAGGUCACUGGGCAGAAACUGCCUUUCCCAGCACAAAAGUAACCAGCGUUUCUCAGUCAAUGCUGCUUCACGUCAGUGUGAAGCUUUAGUGAUGAGCAAUAGCAAUGCUUAUGGCAGAUGCCAUCUUGGUCACAUGCAUAAACAUGACUGUAGCAGUGAAUCUAAGUUAUUAUCUGGGAACAAUUUUCCUUGCAUUCUUGACAAAACAGAUGAUCAGAAUAAAAGUCUGGAAUGCAAUGGCUCUGUCUUAAAUGGGCAUGGGUUACCUGAAAAUGUAAUUCAAUCAAAGAAACCAGAAGGAGGAUACAGUCCAAAAGUUCUCAUCAAAACGCUGGGAAGAUUUGAUGGCGGCCUAAGGGUGGAGUUUCACAGUGGUGCUGGCAAUAGUAGCAGCAAGCCAACCUGUGAGGAUUCCCCAGGGCCAGUUCAGCUGCUGAGAUACUCUACUGCUAUGGAAUCUGAUCCUGGUAAGCAAAACGAGGUGCAGAUUGACACCAGUAAAGAAUAUGUAAUGGACCAGUGUCUUCCACUUGAUGAGGAGAGAUUAAAAUCGAGCAAGGGUAGCUCAUUAAGCUCUGAAUAUUCCUGGUCUGAAUCGCAAUGGGGGCACCGUGUAUAUGCCAAUGAUUUCGAUAACAUGUACACAACUGCGAGAGCUAUUGAGACAAGUAAUCAAGAAAGCAUUUUACCGAAUGAUGAGCAACCCUUCCAAAAGUCAUCUCUCUAUUCUCUUCAAGCAAUGUACGGUGAUGCAAGGGUAGGACAUUGCAUACCCACAGGAAACGAAUUUUCACUUUGUAAUAGGAACACAGCAGCUUUAAACUCCAACAAAUUGUUUGAGAAUGACUUCUCCAAAUGCAUGAAUGUGCCAUCUGAUGAGGAGGAUCAAGGUCCUCUGCAGUAUUCCUCCUAUACACUCCCAUGUCGAAAGCCCAAGCACUUUUCCGAGGAUGGUUCCUCGCGAGCUGCCUUAAAAAGUCGAAUGCGGCGCUUAAGUGCGUGGACUGGCAGCCUGACAAGAAAGAAGAGAAAACUACAGGACUCGAGAUCCAAGGAUGUAAAUGAGUAUUGUGACAGUGGAAUUGAUGGGGUGACUGCAGACACGAGCUCUCCUUCACAGAUAUCAAGUUCGUUGUGGUCACCUGGCUUCAGCUACACGUUGCCUCCCAGAAGUAACUCUACCAAUGCAGUUGGCAAUGACGUCCUGAGGCAGAGCAUUUAUGAAAACUUCAUGCGAGAGUUGGAAAUGAGUCAUAUGUCUAUGGACAUUACAGACCCAUCCACAGGAAGUGAGGAAACCAGCAGUGAUUCCUUCAGCUCUUUAGAGCAGCUGGAUUUGUUAUUUGAAAAAGAACAAGGAUGUGUACGAAAGGCUGGUUGGUUGUCUUUUAAACCCCUUGUUACACACCAGAAGGAGAGGAAGCUGGAACUUGCACCUCGCAGAAAGUGGAGGCAGUAUUGGGUUUCCCUUAAAGGUUGCACCCUCUUAUUUUAUGAGGCCAAUGGGAAAAACUUCAUGGAGCAGAGCAGUGUGCCGAGAUACGCCUUGUUCGCUGAGGAUAGCAUUGUACAGCCUGUACCAGAACAUCCCAAGAAAGAAAAUGUGUUCUGUCUUAGUAAUGCCUUUGGGGAUGUCGUCCUGUUCCAGGCUACAAGCCAAACUGAUCUUGAAAACUGGGUAACAGCAAUACACUCUGCAUGUGCAUCAGUGUUUGCAAAGCAGCAUGGCAAGGAAGAUACCGUCAAACUAUUAAAAAAUGAAACUAAAAGCUUCAUGCAGAAGAUUGAUAUGGAUGGAAAAAUGAAGAAAAUGGCAGAGUUGCAACUGUCCAUUGUAAAUGAUCCCAAAAACAGGAAGGCAAUUGAAAAUCAGAUCCAGCAGUGGGAGCAUAACCUGGAGAAGUUUAAUGUGGAUCUGUUUCGGAUGCGCUGUUAUCUGGCCAGCCUACAAGGAGGUGAGCUGCCUAAUCCCAAGAGUCUCCUUGCAGCAGCCAGUCGGCCUUCCAAACUGGCACUAAGCAGGCUGGGCAUUUUCUCUGUCUCUUCAUUCCAUGCUCUGAAUUGUUCCAGAGAUGAAGCAACACUCAGAAAAAGAACCCUGUCCCUGUCUCAGCGAAUAAGAAGUAAAAAGGGUAUAUUUUCUUCAUUGAAAGGAUUGGACGAUCUGGGAAGAAAAGGGAAGGAAAAGGGACCACCAAUUAUGCAGAUUUUCAAGUGCAACAGUGGGCCAGACCGUACAUUCUCACAAUUACCACUGAACCACAGAACUUUUGAUGAGCAUGAGUUUGAUGGAUCUUUGAAUGUCCACUUUCCAGCGUCAGUCUGGGACUGUUCUUCAGAGAGUACUGCUCGGGUCUGCUUCCCUGACAACCAAGCAGCGAUCAUAGCCAUUAAAGCAGAUCAGACAGUGGAAGAUGUACUGAUUAUGGCUUGCAAGAUGAAGCAAUUGAAUCCAGUUCAUUACAGUAUUCGCCUCAGAAGAAUGGUACACAAAAAUAUGGAAUAUUACAUUCCUAACCGAUUGGACUACAUACAGGAGCAGUUAUUUGAUGAAAUAGAAAUUAUCACCAUGAAUAUUUACCACAUGCACCUUGAAAGGCAAGGAUCUGAAACUGCUUUUGGUUUUGCUGUGGCUGGACAGGUUGAUGGAAAGCAGCAGCACAAUUCUCUGUUUGUGAGUGACGUGCUUCCUGGUGGACUGGCUGAUAAACAAGGUGCGAGAGUUGGUGAUGAAAUUUUAAUAAUAAAUGGAGAAGUGGUUGCUAAUCUACACCAUAGAUGUAUUGAAUCCCUGUUUGCAGAAAAUCACCUAAUACUUACUGUCAGGAGGUUUUCUUCAGACUGGAACCAAACAGCAACAGAAUGCAAUGACUCAUUGAACCAGAUAACAGCUCCACCUCCUCCUGACCAAUCAAAACUGCUGGAGGAGUUUGUUGACAACCAUCUUCUUCCUGUCCCUUCUGAUUUCACUAGUGUACCAGAGGUACCAGCUAUUACAAGAAGUGUCAUGACAGACUGUAUGGAGUCACAGUAUCAGGCUGAAAAUACAGAAGCACUUUUAAAGAGUGCAGAGCAGGUUAGCACAUUCUGUCGAAGUUUACAUGAACUGCAUCCUUCUGAUAUGGCUGGGCAGAAGGAAAGCCUUGAUCAGCCUCUAAGGCCACUGGCACGGCAUCUGUCUGAUGCAGAGAGACUUCGGAAAGUGAUCCAUGAACUGAUAGACACAGAGAAGUCCUAUGUAAAGGAUCUGAGCCGUCUGUUUGAAGUCUACCUGGAUCCCUUACAAAAUGAGACCUUCCUUACACAAGAUGAGAUGGAGUCACUCUUUGGGAGCCUGCCAGAAAUGCUCCAGUUUCAGAAGAUGUUUCUGCAGACACUCGAGGAUGGUAUUGCUUUAUCACCUGAUUUCAACAAGCUGGAAACUCCAUCCCAAUUUAAAAAACUCUUGUUUUCCCUGGGUGGUUCAUUCCUGUAUUAUGCUGAUCACUUCAAACUCUACAGUGGUUUUUGUGCAAACCACAGAAAGGCCCAGAAAGUUUUGGAAAGAGCUAAAACUGACAAAGCCUUUAAAGAAUUUUUGGAUGCACGAAAUCCAACAAAGCAACAUUCUUUUACCUUGGAAUCGUAUUUAAUCAAGCCUGUGCAGAGAGUUUUGAAAUAUCCAUUAUUGUUGAAAGAGCUAGUAUCUCUAACUGAUGCAGAGAGUGAAGAGCAUUAUCAUCUAACAGAAACAUUAAAGGCAAUGGAGAAAGUGGCUAGUCACAUCAAUGAAAUGCAGAAAAUCUAUGAGGAUUAUGGAACAGUCUUCGAUCAGCUGAUUGCAGAACAACCUGGAACUAGGAAAGAGGUCACAGAACUUUCAAUGGGAGAGCUUUUGUUGUACUCUACCGUAACUUGGUUAAACCCUUUCCCAUCUCUCAGUCGAAUGAGAAAAGAUCCUGAACUAACUGUAUUUGUUUUUAGGCGAGCCAUCAUAUUGGUCUACAAGGAAAUUUACAAGCUUAAGAAAAAAACUGGAACAGUUCCACGUUCAACUUGCAUCUAUGGUGAUAUUGAUCAGUUUAAGUUCAAGUGGCUGAUUCCACUAUCAGCUCUUCAAGUCCGGCUGGGAAAUGCUGCAGGGACAGAUACUAACUGCAUCUGGGAAUUAAUCCACACCAAAUCUGAACUGGAAGGACGACCUGAAACAGUAUUCCAACUAUGUAGCAGUGAUCCUGAGAGUAAAACAAAUAUCAUUAAAGUGAUACGUUCAAUUCUGAGGGAGAAUGUUCGUCGCCAUAUGACCAAGUCAGAAGGACCACUUGAGAAACUAAAUAGAGAACAUUUGAUUCCUCUGAGAAACCGAGUGCCAUCCUCUGCCAGAAUUGCAUCAACUCGAGCAUUAAAGUUGCCUAAACAUACUCCAUCUCACUGGUGUCAGGAUUCUGAGAGACGCAAUGCUGUUGAUUCUGAUGAAUGUAGCCUGAGCAGUGGAACUUUAAGUAGUGGCUGCCAUACCUCAGAGAGUGGCCUGGAACAUAGUAGUCUAUCAUAUACAAAGCAGGAACACAGUGCCCAGGAAGAACAUCAGGAAGAUGAAGUAAAGGAAUCGGACAUUUUAAGUGAUGAAGAUGAUUUCUGUGAAUCCAAGAAUGAGACUUCAACAAAUGAAAUUGAAGUACAAUUUGAAAAAAUGCAGAUUGAUACCAAAGCUGCCAUGGAGCAGAUAUCAAGUCAUCAAACACAUUCAGAAGAGGUAGAACAAACAGAUCAUCCUAGGCUAAUGCGAGGUCACUUCUGUCCAAUCAAAAGAAAAAGUGCAAGUACAAAGAAGAACAAAGGGAAUCUGUUAGCGAUGCAUAAGCAUAACCGAUCUCUGGAUAGUCAAUGUGAUGGGCCAAAUAUUGAUUUGAAUUCUGUACUGGAGAGGGAAUUUAGCAUCCAGAGCCUGACUUCUGUAGUUAAUGAAGAUUGCUUUUAUGAAAACAUUGAAAGUAAUGGGGAGCCUUAGUUUGUCAAGAGCAGUGCCCAAUUCACGCUUUGGAGUUUACCAGAAAUUGAAGUUAGUUUAUUACUGUAUCUGUCUUCUCUUCAGACUUAAGUUGUACUGUUGUUUUGUCCAGUUGAUUUGAUGUUUCUGCAGUCUUUAAUUUUAAAGGAAAGCAAUGUUCAUUUUGUCUUACUGCUAUCUGCACUAAGACCACAGUUAGCCUCAAAAAUGGAGAUGUUUAAAACAUUUUCGUUCAAGAAAAUAUUAAGUACAGAAGUCUAUUAUCCACUGUGGAUAAUAAAGUUGUUUGGUUUCUGUAAGACACUAGUUUUAUAUUAGAUUUGCAAAUAAGGCAGGUAUUGAACACCAAAAGUAAUAUUUUCAAUAAAAGUAAAAUUGCUUAUUUUAAUAAUAGGCUGUAAAUCUUAAUUUUAUUUAUAGUUGGAAAAUAAUGGUUUACAUUAGCACCAGAAUAAUUAUCAGUGGAAUUUGUUACAUUGUGUCCAGUUUUAAGUUUCUAUAUAUGGUGUGUGUUUUUGUUUAAUCUAUUUUUGCCAAGGUUAACCUUUGAUGGCCUGACACAGGGCUCCACUUAUUUAACAUUCUCUUCAGCACUCCAGGCUUUGGUAAAGUAUAUGCCUCAUAAUGUUAGCAUACUCUUAUUUAGGCAUCUUAAUUUCUUUUGUCUAUAAAUAUUGGAGGUUGUGUAUAUUGUAAUUUUACAAACUGCAUUGUAAUAUUGGUUUUAAUGGGUUAUAUUUUAUAUUCUGGUGAAUGACUACUUGACAUUAAACAUGCAGAAAUUACUUCAAUGUUAAAUAAAUAUGCAUAGUGAAUUCAAGAAGCUCUGUGUAAUUCAUUUCUUUUUGAUGUCAUUAAAACAAAGUUCUGGUGAAAGCACAUUGUACCACAUGUUUAGAUUCAAUUAAACAGUUAUGAAAAUGCUAAUUUGAUUAUUUGCUAAGCUCACUCAUUUGGAUCAAGGAUCUUUUUUUAAAACCUCAGCUUCUAUACUGGUUUAUCAUUUCAGAGCUUUAACAUGAGAAGAAAAAUUCAAGGAAUUGCACAACAGUCUAAAAAGGGAGCACAUAAUUUAAAUAAAAACAUCAAAAAAUGCAAUAGCUGCCAGUCAUUUUACAACAUUCUUUCCAAUUUGAUUAGUAUGUCACCAAAGAAUCAGGGACUGAAACAAUUGUUUUAAAUUUUCAGUACCUUCACU
Pristis pectinata (smalltooth sawfish) is the source of this 6645-nucleotide messenger RNA. It is a transcript of the gene tiam2a, whose product is annotated as TIAM Rac1 associated GEF 2a. The coding region runs from base 132 to 5447 and encodes 1771 amino acids. Gene Ontology annotation, biological process: positive regulation of axonogenesis; activation of GTPase activity; small GTPase-mediated signal transduction. Lineage: Eukaryota; Metazoa; Chordata; Chondrichthyes; Rhinopristiformes; Pristidae. The record is from RefSeq and is a predicted model, not a curated record. Gene Ontology annotation, cellular component: membrane; synapse. Gene Ontology annotation, molecular function: guanyl-nucleotide exchange factor activity; protein binding. The transcript is spliced from 27 exons.